GCAGUAAGCCAAGAUCAGGCCACUGCGCUCCAGCCUGGGUGACAAAGCAAGACUCUAUCUCAAAAAAAAAAAAAAAAAUUCUACAGGAAGAUCAGAGGUGAUGCACUAAGGAAGACUCACAAUGCCACUGACAGAAAAAGAGACAUUUAGGGGUCUCACUCUGUCUCCCAGGCUGAGUGCAGUGGCACAAUCACAGCUCACUGCAGCCUCCACCUCCUGGGUUCAGGUGAUCUUCCCACCUCAGCCUUCCAAGUAGCUGGGACUACAGACAUGCGCCAGCACGCCUGGCCUUCAACUGAUUGGAUGAAGCCCACCCACAUUAUGAAGAUUCCUGUGGCUGCAUUUGAAUAGCAAAAAUCCUGGCAAGAGGAGAUGAAGAUCUGGGCUAAAAACUUCACUGAGGCUAACAUCUCAGGAGGACCCUGGAGUCACAUGAGCCUGGUUAUCAAUACUCUGGCUGACCAUCAUCAUCGUGGGACUGACUUUGGUGGAAGUCCUUGGUUAGGUAUCAUUAUUGAAUUUCUGAGAAGUUAUAAAGUUGUCAUUACCCUCUGGACAGUUUACCUUUGGUUGUCUUUCCUGAAGACUAUCUUCCAGUCUGAAAAUGGACAUGAUGGAUCCACGGAUGUACAGCAGAGAGCCUGGAAGUCCCACCGCUGUAGACAGGAAGGAAAUAAAAUUGGCCGGAAAGACGUCAUUACUCUACGGAGAUAUGUGAAAAGAAAAGUUAGAGAUAAAAUCCAUAAGAUGAAGGUGACAACGAAAAUCAACCAUCAUGACAAAAUCAAUGGAAAGAGGAAGACCGCCAAAAAACAGAAAAUGUUUCAACCUGCGCAAGAGUUGCAGCGGCGGGCAGAGGACUACCACAAAUGCAAAAUCCCCCCUUCUGCAAGAAAGCCUCUUUGCAACUGGGUCAGAAUGGCGGCAGCGGAGCAUCGUCAUUCUUCAGGAUUGCCCCACUGGCCCUACCUCACAGCUGAAACUUUAAAAAACAGGAUGGGCCACCAGCCACCUCCUCCAACUCAACAAAGUUCUAUAACUCAUAACACCCUGAGCCUCAAGACACCUCCCGAGUGUCCACUCCAUCCCCUUCCACCCUCAGCGGAUGAUAAUCUCAAGACGCCUCCUGAGUGUCUCGUCACUCCUCUUCCACCCUCAGCUCCACCCUCAGCGGAUGAUAAUCUCAAGACGCCUCCUGAGUGUCUCGUCACUCCUCUUCCACCCUCAGCUCCACCCUCAGCUCCACCCUCAGCGGAUGAUAAUCUCAACAUGCCUGCCAAGUGUCUGCUCUAUCCCCCUCCACCCUCAGCGGAUGAUAAUCUCAAGACACCUCCCGAGUGUCUCAUCACUCCCCUUCCACCCUCAGCUCCACCCUCAGCUCCACCCUCAGCUCCACCCUCAGCGGAUGAUAAUCUCAACAUGCCUGCCAAGUGUCUGCUCUAUCCCCCUCCACCCUCAGCGGAUGAUAAUCUCAAGACACCUCCCGAGUGUCUGACCACUCCCCUUCCACCCUCACCUCCACCCUCAGCUCCACCCUCACCUCCACCCUCACCUCCACCCUCAGCUCCACCCUCAGCUCCACCCUCACCUCCACCCUCAGCUCCACCCUCAGCUCCACCCUCACCUCCACCCUCAGCUCCACCCUCAGCUCCACCCUCACCUCCACCCUCAGCUCCACCCUCACCUCCACCCUCAGCUCCACCCUUACCUCCACCCUCAGCUCCACCCUCACCUCCACCCUCAGCUCCACCCUCACCUCCACCCUCAGCUCCACCCUCAGCUCCACCCUCAGCGGAUGAUAAUCUCAAGACAUCUCCCUUAGCUACUCAGGAGGCUGAGGCAGAAAAACCACCCAAACCCAAGAGGCCGAGGGCCGCUGACGUGGAACCAUCAUCACCGGAACCCAAGAGGCGGAGGUUCGGUGACGUGGAACCAUCAUCACGCAAACCCAAGAGGCAGAGGGCCGAUGACGUGGACCCAUCAUCACGCAAACCCAAGAGGCAGAGGGCCGAUGACGUGGACCCAUCAUCAUCCAAAGCCAAGAGGCGGAGGGCCGAUGACGUGGACCCAUCAUCACGCAAACCCAAGAGGCGGAGGGCCGAUGACGUGGACCCAUCAUCAUCCAAAGCCAAGAGGCGGAGGGCCGAUGACGUGGAACCAUCAUCACGCAAACCCAAGAGGCGGAGGUUGAGUUAGCUGAGAACAGGCCAUUGCACUCAAGCCUGAGCAAUAAGAAUGAAACUGAGUAGAACAAAAUAAAAAAAUCAAAAAACAAAACAAAACCCACACUCCAAAAACAAACUAACAAAGAAUAAAUAAAUAAUAUAAAAAUAAAAUAUAUACUGCAGUC
Molecule: messenger RNA, 2350 nt
Organism: Pan troglodytes (chimpanzee)
Lineage: Eukaryota; Metazoa; Chordata; Mammalia; Primates; Hominidae
Gene: NPIPB2
Product: nuclear pore complex interacting protein family member B2
Exons: 10
Coding region: 373-2196 (607 amino acids)
Source: RefSeq, a predicted model, not a curated record